CACACACACACACGCUGCCCCCACCUGAUGGCCACUCAAUAAAGAGCGUGCGUUUCCCCCCCAUGCUAGAACAAGUCUGCAGACACACAGCACACAAGGGGUGGGUCAUUAAUAACUAAUUACCGCAGGUCAGAGCCUAACGCACAUAUAAAGCCCACGGGAGCCGCACAACAGCAACACUUCCAGCACUGCGCUCCGCCAGCACAGACCCACACACCGAGCUUAGACACAGAGCUCUCAAAAACAAACAAACAACAAAAAACAGAGAUAUAGGCAAAUUAUUAUUAUUAUUAUUUUUAAAUAUCAGACCUGCUGUGUAACUGAUUUAUUUCCAGAUAAAGGACAUUUUACAGUUAAGGGUGUUACAUCACAGUGAGAUUAGAAAUCAUGGGCUCCGUGUUGCCCGCUGAAGCGCUGGCCCUGAAGGCUGGAUUUAAGCCGCACACACUGGCUCUGUCAGACAUCAUCACCUCCGACAUCCUGCACAGCUUCCUGUACGGCCGCUGGAGGAACGCGCUGGGGGAACAUCUGCUCGAGGACAAGAGCAGCGCCGCGGGACCCAAAACCGCCUUCACCGCCGAGGUGCUGGCGCAGUCGUUCUCCGGAGAGGUGCAGAAGCUGUCAAGCCUUGUGUUGCCCAGCGAGGUGAUCAUCGCACAGAGCUCCAUCCCUGGUGAAGGUCUUGGCAUCUUCUCCAAGACAUGGAUCAAGGCAGGCACUGAGAUGGGACCCUUCACUGGCAGGAUCAUUGCACCUGAACACGUAGACCUCUUUAAGAACAACAACCUCAUGUGGGAGGUUUUCAAUGAGGAUGGGACAGUGCGCUACUUCAUCGAUGCCAGUCAAGAGGAUCAUCGCAGCUGGAUGACCUACAUCAAAUGUGCUCGGAAUGAGCAAGAGCAGAACCUAGAGGUGGUGCAGAUUGGAAGCAGCAUAUUCUACAAAGCAGUAGAGACAAUACCACCGGAUCAGGAACUGCUGGUAUGGUAUGGAAAUUCCCACAACACAUUUUUGGGUAUUCCUGGGGUUCCUGGCAUAGACGAUGAGCAUCAGAAGAAGCAUAAAAAUGACGAUUUCCACGUAUGUGACACGUCGUCGUCCGGCACGUCCCUGGGCACGGUAGGCCGCAUGCGCUGCGUGAUCUGCCACCGCGGCUUCAAUUCACGCAGCAACCUGCGCUCACACAUGCGCAUCCACACACUCGACAAGCCCUUCGUCUGCCGCUUCUGCAACCGCAGGUUCAGUCAGUCAUCCACGCUGCGCAACCACGUGCGCCUGCACACUGGCGAGCGCCCCUACAAGUGCCACGUGUGCCAGAGCGCCUACUCACAGCUGGCAGGCCUGCGUGCGCACCAGAAAAGCGCAAGGCACCGUCCUCCCAGCGCCGGGCCCGUGGUGGGGCUGCAGACCCCCUCACCUCCUCCUCCUCCUCAGAUGGCAGCGGUGCCUCACCCGGCCUCGCUGGUGCACCACAUCCCCACCAUGGUGCUAUGAGGUGUGAAAGUGUCCCUCUGCUUUCAAACUUUACAGCCGCGUAGAGCACAUGGCGCUGUCUGAAGUUACACAUCCUCUCAGUGGAUGCUGUGUUGUUCAAGCUCCUGGCUGUGUGCUGGAGACUCGGUGUACUUGAUGCACAGGGCUGAGGAGCUCAGGGUGUGACAGUACUGACAUGAGCAACAGAGUGCGGUUUUGUACGUAUAUUGUGUUGAAUGCUCAGAGGCACAAAUAGCAGGGAGUUCUGAGUAGAAGCCUUGAGUCUACUGAUAUCUGUUAUAUGUGGCUCAUCCAUGAGCGAGCAAUGUCAAUGAGGUGGUCAGUCAAAGUGUGUAAUCGGUUAAUCUUUGCAUGCAAAAUUGUUACAGUGUAACAAUAAUAGCCACUUUUUUUAAUAAAACCUCAAAGAAUGCACAUGAGGCUGCUGUUGUGUAUCAGUGAACAUGGGGACAGGGCAGAAAGGAGUGCAUUUCAAGCCUCACUGGCCCCACCUAUUGACCUGCAUGUCACCUCCAGUGAGUAAAGUUCAGGAGCACAAAAUUGUAAAUUAUCUGUGUAAGGUUUGUAAAGUAAUGUGAAAAUAAUUUUAAAAUCUACUUCUGCAACUUACUGAACAGUCACUUUAUUUGUGUAUGUAUGUAAAACAUAAAUAAGAAUAAUUGGCUCUAUUAUAUUAUGUACUUUGUUUGCUGAAAUAAACUCUUUGAAUAUUCACAUUGUAUUCUAAUAAAUGAUUACUUAAUCACUUUUAGUAUAA
Molecule: messenger RNA, 2251 nt
Organism: Pangasianodon hypophthalmus (striped catfish)
Lineage: Eukaryota; Metazoa; Chordata; Actinopteri; Siluriformes; Pangasiidae
Gene: prdm12b
Product: PR domain containing 12b
Exons: 5
Coding region: 388-1494 (368 amino acids)
Biological process (GO): neurogenesis
Cellular component (GO): nucleus
Molecular function (GO): histone methyltransferase binding
Source: RefSeq, a predicted model, not a curated record